Messenger RNA from Caenorhabditis elegans, 1896 nucleotides. It is a transcript of the gene kin-19, whose product is annotated as Casein kinase I isoform alpha. Bases 84 to 1109 code for a protein of 341 amino acids. The transcript has 9 exons. NCBI's taxonomy places the organism in Eukaryota, Metazoa, Nematoda, Chromadorea, Rhabditida, Rhabditidae. Gene Ontology annotation, molecular function: protein serine kinase activity; protein kinase activity; ATP binding. The record is from RefSeq and is marked reviewed.
GUAGAGCUCCUCUUUCUUGAACCACCAGGUGCCCUCGUGCACUCAAUUCGUGUUCUGCUAUCAAAGCACGAUCAGAGCAAACAAUGGCAGGUGUGAUGUCAGUUAAGGACUUCAUCGUUGCGACAAAAUACAAGCUCAUACGAAAAAUCGGAUCAGGAUCAUUCGGUGACAUUUAUGUAUCGAUCAACGUGACGAACGGCGAGGAGGUGGCCAUUAAGCUGGAAAGCAAUCGGGCGAGGCACCCGCAGUUGCUGUACGAGUCCAAAGUGUAUCGUAUCCUACAGGGAGGAGUCGGAAUUCCACAUAUCAGAUGGUACGGAACCGAGCGAGAGUACAAUGUGCUUGUCAUGGAUCUUCUCGGUCCUUCAUUGGAAGAUCUCUUCAAUUUCUGCUCCAGAAGAUUUACCAUGAAGACUGUUCUCAUGCUGGCUGACCAGAUGAUCGGACGUAUCGAAUAUGUGCAUGUCAAGAACUUUAUUCAUCGUGACAUAAAGCCAGACAACUUCUUGAUGGGAAUAGGACGUCACUGCAACAAGCUCUUCUUGAUCGACUUCGGAUUGGCCAAAAAAUACCGUGAUUCACGCACCAGAACUCAUAUUCCAUACAGAGAGGACAAGAACUUGACCGGUACCGCCAGAUACGCAUCCAUCAACGCCCACUUGGGAAUUGAGCAGUCGAGAAGAGAUGACAUGGAAUCCCUUGGAUACGUUUUGAUGUACUUCAACCGUGGAACUCUUCCAUGGCAAGGAUUGAAGGCCGCCACGAAAAAGCAAAAGUAUGAGAAGAUUUCUGAGAAGAAAAUGACGACAUCAGUCGAGCACUUGUGCAAAGGAUUCCCAGCUGAGUUCCCAAUGUACUUGAGCUACACAAGAGGACUUCGUUUCGAUGAAUCUCCAGAUUACAUGUACUUGCGGCAACUGUUCAGAAUUCUCUUCAGAACGCUCAAUCAUCAGUACGACUACACAUUCGACUGGACAAUGCUCAAACAAAAGGCUCAACAAUCGCAAUCCAGUGGCGUCCCCGGAACCAACACUACUACACAGGGAGCUACCGUUCCAUCAGCUGGAGUUCCAGCUGGAGUUGCACCAGGAGGAACUACUCCACAGUAAGACGUUUUGUUGCCGUCCUGAGGCUUUUUAAUCCAAAAAAGCCCAUGUUAAAUCAUGUACUAUCCUUUCUUUCGUCUCUCUACUCUUUUCAUUUUUUUCCCCUCUACUAUUUUUGUCUUUUCUUGGGCUAACAUGCCUCUUUAACUGUGUGCUGAAAAUUGUGGAAUGUUUUGUUGUAUUUUAUCUUUUAACCAAUUUUUUAACUAAAGAUGAAUACUCUCUACUUUUCGCAGUUUCAGCACUUUUAUUUGUCGUUUUAUAAAUAGUCUCAUCAUCUUCUCCUACUCUCUUUUAUUUCCUUCUUUUCCAUUUUAGUAGGAUUUUUAUUCCCCCAUUUUUCGAAUCGUUUUGACCUUUUUUUCUUGAAUGCCUCCCUAUCAACAUACCAAUAUAUUUUUCUCUCUAUUCCCCCCUACCAUUUUUCCCUUUCCUUUCUUCGUAAUGAUGAAAAUGUCCCAAUGUCGGGCACUCAAAAAUUAAAAAAAAUACUGAAAAAGUCAAGUGGCCGAACAUGUUUUUGGGUAUAACCGGCUCACCUUGACACACCCACCCCCUCUCUUUUGGCUCCAAAUGCCUCUCAAUACCCUCCCAUAACUUCCCCACCCAGAAAUCAGAGCCCCACUCCGUUCUUUUUUGUGUGUAAUCAAUAAAUUGUCGUAAUUCUCAUCACAUUGUUUUUUGCGACCUUUUCUGAAAACGACCAGAAAAGAUGCGCUUGAGUCUCUCACAUCUGCUGCUGUCGAAUUUUUUUCCGUUUAAACUUUAAAAUGAACAAGUUCAUCAUUUU